AUGCCGCCGACGCUGUCCUUCGAGCAGGGUAUCCCAGUGUACGAUGGCACGCCGGAGUUGCUGGAAGAGCACCUAGACAGGAUCGACACGCUGCGUGUCGGCGCGACGGAGGACGUAGGCAAGAAGACGGGGCCGCUAGGCCCGAGGCUCUACAAUGCUCUGAGAGAUCGAAGCGCAAUCGUGAUGGCGCUGAAGGCGGCCAUCCAAGGGAUCGGUCCGAAUCGUGUGGGCAAGCUCUUCGACAGGUAUUUCGACAGUUCGAGCCGACGCAGUGCGGAGGCAGUGGGUUCGUGGCUGACGAAGCAAAGCAAGAUUCAACAGGAGUUCUUGGGCGCCGACAGGACGACGCAGUCGAGUGAUGAUAUCGAGGCCUUUUUCCUAUUGAAGCUGAGUGGUUUGACCAAGGCCCAUCGAUCCAAAUUGCCGGCGAGUUGCGGCAACGUCUACAACCCGAAGAAGCUGACUGAGGCCAUCAGAGUGCAGUUCGCAGAUCUACACAAGGCGGAGGGACGCCCGCGACACGGACACGAUCGCCGAGAAGGAAAGCACGAGAGAAGGUACGCCUACCUCGCCGACAGACAUGAUGAAGAUGAAGCAGAGCCAGAGCCAGAUGACGAACAUGGAGACGACGGUGACUACGGCGAAGGGAUGACGGAUAUCGAGGACGAGUUGAACAAGCCACAGGAAGGAGUCGAAACGGGCGACGAAGACGCAGAAGAGCAGCUGGCGGCGCUCAGCGAGUGCCUCGUUGCGGAGCAGGCUACGUAUAUCGCCCGGAGGGACCUGCGUGAGCUGAAAGACCACGCCCGAAGGUCCAGCCGACCCGUGAAGUUGAUGAACAACAAGCAGGAAACGGCGGAAGACAGGAAGAAGCGGAUCGAGGAGUCGAAGAAAAAGACCCGAUGCCGAGUAUGCGGAGCGCUCGGUCACUGGGCAGGAGAUCCUGGCUGCGCCGAGUCGGAUCGUUCGCUACCGCCGCGUGGAGACCGAGGUCGAUUCCAGCAACGUGGAGGCAAGGGCGGUGGCGGAAAAAGUAAAGGACGAAGUGGCGGAAGGACUCAGAAGAGCUUCUUCGCCGUCAGGGACGACACGGACGACGACGCCGAGGAGGCGUGCUUCGUGGCCAGCGUGGAGCAGGACAAGGACAAGGACAAGAAGCGCUCCAUGUCGUCGGAGCACCACUGGAUGGUGGACCAACCGCCUGGGCAGAGCGUGCUUGGUCCAAUACUGGCGUCAUCAACGGCAGCGGCAGCAGUGCCGGUAUCCCCGACACCGAGCCCGAGAAGGAACUACACGGACGGCAAGGGCAUGGCCAACGUCGAGGCGCCGUGGGAGAGCAGCGGGCGCCAGUCGGACACAGAGCUCCUCAAGAGGAACCAGUAUGCCAUAGUGUGGAAGUGUGACUGCGGCGCGCGAACAGCAGAGAGGUACUUUCCGACGAGCAAGAAGUACCAUCACGGACAGAAUUGUUUCAAUUACAUGUCGAUCGCGGAGUCCGGGGAGCAGGAGUUCGAAGAGUUCGCGGCCGUGGCUGGUGUCAUUGACGACCAGAGUGAGUGUGAUGACGACGAGGUCGCUCGUUUGGACACGAUGUGUACAAGUACCAUGCACGGCGACCAGUGGCUGGAGCGGUACUCGGCGAAGCUGAACGAGAAGUAUGGGUUGUGCAUGGAGUCUCACCCAUGCAAGGUAAAGUACCGAUUUGGCGGAGGAGAGCGCAAAGAGGCGAAGUUCAGAGAUGUACUACCGAUCGGCAUCGGUGGAGAGAAUGGCGAGAUCAGUUCGAAUCGAAUCCCAGGGUCGCCCACGAAGAUGCUGCUGUCGCUCAAGACGCAGAAGGCGUUGGGCAUGGUCAUCGACCUCGUCGAGGGGACGGCGGACUUCAAGAAGCUCGGCCUCAGUGGAGUGAAGCUUCGAAGGAGAGUGCUUGGGCGGCUGCACGCGGUGAUCGGCGAGGACGAUGGACCUGUUCUGUGGGAUGCUGGGAGCCACGUGGUAUGCCGCCACGGUCAUGGAGAUAUGCCCGUGACUCAGCAGGACGACCUCCUGGACGGUUUCGACUACUUCGACCCGUCGAACCAAGAGCGGGUGUUCGAGCAGCUGGACCGUGACGACUCGUGGAUGACGAUCGUCUCGUGGUCAUGUGGACCGUGGGGCGGCUGGUCCCGCUUCCAGAUCGCGCGUGGAGGUUCACUCGCAGCACGUGUGGAGGAGAAGCGGGAGAAGGCGCGGCCGUUGUUGGAGUUCAGUGCGAGGGUCGUCAAGCACUGCUUGGAACGUGGGAGGCUUGUGUUGCUGGAGAACCCGUGGGCGAGCGACGCCUGGGAAGACCCCGCGCUGGAGGAAAUGCUGAUGGACCUGGAGACGUCCGGACGGUACCCGUUGGAGCUGGUAGAGGACAUCUUGCUGGGCGCGUGCGAGGAGCUACUCGAGAGGCACUACGAGCAGCUCGCAUUUUCCGCGGAGGUCCAGGAGCUCCACGACGAAGCCCGCAGGAGGCCGAUGCGUGGGGGCUCCGCCAGUGUCGACGCGGCCCACGAGUACACCGAAGAGUCUGGGAGCUACAUCCUCGUGACUCAAAAUGCGUGGAUGGACACCAAGUUCGACCCGAGGUGUCUCUCCCAUGAGACGCAAGUACGACUGACAGGAGAUCGCGAGACUGUGGGCAUCGACGACAACGGACAGAGCAUCCACGAGCAGGAUGACUGGAAGAUCAACCCUGCUUUGCCUAUGUCGCGCCGGCUGCGACGGCACGGUCGAGCCACACCCAAGGCCGUCAAGGCGGCUGGGCAUUUGUGGUGCAGCGUGUGUGCCAGUCUGGUGGGACCAACUACGUCGAGACCUACCGAGCUGCUGGUGACGCCGUACGAGUUCAAUUAUCUCAUCGAGAUCGAUGUCCUCGAUGAGUACCCGGCCACCGGCAUUCGAGUCUCGUCCCUCAACAUGGUGUGCGACGGGACAGGGUCCCAGCAAGUAACGCCGUUACGCUAUGGUGGAGGGAUUGCUACAGGCAAGGAGAUAUUUGAGGCGCUCAUGUCCAGGUGGGUGUCGUGGGCAGGCACGCCCUAUCGAUUUUUCAUGGAUCAGGCCCGUAACAACAUGGCCUACGUCAGGGAGCAGCUGAUCGCACGCGGGGUGCACUGCGAGCUCACCAACGUGGAGCAGCACCACCACCUCGGGCGAUGUGAGCGAGCUGGCGGUGUCUGGAAGGAGCUCUGGAGACGUGUGUGCUACGAUCAGCAGCUCACCACCGAGGGCGACGUGGAGAUCGGCGCGGCAGAGACGAACAAGGCGGAGAACUCCACGAUGCGGAGAGGUGGCUUUGCUCCAGUGCAGUGGGUUCUCGGUCGUGACGUGCGGAUUCCAGGCAGUCUGGUUGAUCCUGUGGAGGCGAGUCGUCUAGAGACGCAUGAGGCCAUCCUGACACCUGGGAGCGUGAUGGCCAAGCAGGUGGCGCUGAGAGAUGCGGCGCGCAAGGCGUAUAUCGAGGUGGACAGCGACGACCGCAUGAGGCGAGCGAUGUUGGCUCACAGUCGACCGAUGAGAGGACCGUGGCCGCCAGGAAGCCUCGUGCAUUUCUACCGGAAGCAGCGACCAGCUAAGAAUCAGCACCCAGCAGUUGGUCGCUGGCACGGCAUAUGCAGAGUAAUUGGUCAGGACGUUCCAAGCGGAGAUGCUGGGCGGCCUCAGGGCCACAGCAUAUGGUUGAACUACCAGGGACAGCAAAUCCUCCCGGCUCCAGAGCAGCUACGCUGGGCGACGCCUGAGGAGAUCCUCGCCUGGAAUAUCUCAGGAGACGUGGCGAAUGAGGUCGGCGCCGAGCAUCGGACAAGGGUCACCUACGCAGACGUACGGUGGAGGCCGACUUUCCCCGAGGAGACCAAGGAGAGCGAGGAGCAGGCAGACGCCGAGAAUAAGCAGUCGGAGAAGUCGGACACGCCGAUCAUGGUGGUACCCGUGCCCGAGCCGGAGCCGACGACGUUGGAGAAUGACCACAACAACGAGCUCGAGGAAAAGCAGCCGAGCGGAAAGGAAGAUCCAGACGCCAACGCGACUGACAACAAGGGCCCCAUGGUGGACACAGAGGGCGAGAGCUCGACCGGUGAGGGCAAGAUGCGUCCUCCAUUGCUGGGCGAGGUCGACGGUCAGAAGAGGCAGAUUUCGUUCGAUGCGGACACGUACUGGUUGGCGCGACGUCGGCAUUUACAAGCACGGCACCAAGAAGAAUUGGAGGCCAAGACGGCGAUCAUCGCGGAGGGCCGGAAUUGCGAGGCGGGCGACCGACUGUGGACCCUUCUCUUGACCGAGCGCAGCGAACAGAUCGAGAAGGCGGAUGCGGCGAAGGCUGAAGGGAUGCCCGUCAGCAAGACUCUGGAGAAGCAGCUCGGGAGAUGCAAGGGGAAGCCUGGACGACGUGAGCUCAAGGAGCGAGAGAUCCCGAAGCACUUGAAGGAGGCGCUCGAUGAGGCCAAGAAGAAGGAAUGGAGUAGUUGGUGUCACUACGAUACGGUCGAGAUCCUCACCGCGAAGCAG
Molecule: messenger RNA, 4533 nt
Organism: Prorocentrum cordatum
Lineage: Eukaryota; Dinophyceae; Prorocentrales; Prorocentraceae
Source: the annotation of a GenBank genome assembly